GCAUAAGUGUGUAACUAUAUAAGUUGGUUGACCCCUAAAUAAGGGACGAAGAAGAGUUUGACGCAAUAGUGAGCAAACGAGAAGUAAAAUGAAGUGCCCGUACUGCUCGGCCGGACAAGGCCGUUGUGCGACAACAACCUCCCGUCGUUCAAUCACGGAGUGCACCUCCUGCGGGCGCGUGGUGGAAGAGCGCCAAACCCAAUUCCACCACCUCUUCCACCUACGCGCCCAAGACAACCCUCUCUGCCUCGUCACCUCCGACCUCCCAACCCCUCCUCCGCCACCCCAAAACGACGACGUCGAAGACCCGUUCGAGCCCACGGGAUUCAUCACCGCCUUCUCCACCUGGUCCCUCGAGCCCAGCCCACUCUACCUCCGCUCCUCCCUCUCCUUCUCCGGCCACCUCGCCGAGCUCGAGCGCGUGCUCGAACUGUCCUCCGCCUCCGCCACCUCCUCCACCGUCGUGGUCGACAAUCUCAGGGCGUAUAUGCAGAUCAUCGACGUGGCUUCGAUUUUGGGAUUGGAUUAUGACAUUUCGGACCACGCGUUUCAGUUGUUCAGGGAUUGUUGCUCCACUACUUGCUUGAGGAAUCGGAGCGUUGAAGCCCUAGCUACUGCUGCUCUCGUCCAGGCCAUUAGGGAGGCCCAAGAACCCAGAACCCUUCAGGAGAUCUCAAUUGCAGCUAAUGUAGCGCAGAAGGAAAUUGGUAAGUACAUCAAGAUACUUGGGGAAGCGCUUCAACUAAGUCAGCCUAUCAACAGCAAUUCCAUAUCGGUCCACAUGCCGAGGUUUUGCACUCUCCUCCAGCUAAAUACGUCUGCUCAGAAACUUGCAACUCAUAUUGGAGAGGUUGUUAUCAACAAAUGCUUCUGCACUCGCAGAAACCCCAUUAGCAUCUCUGCGGCUGCUAUAUAUUUAGCCUGCCAGCUUGAAGACAAGCGAAAAACUCAGGCAGAGAUUUGUAAGGUGACUGGUCUUACCGAAGUCACUCUCCGGAAAGUCUACAAGGAACUCUUGGAAAAUUGGGAUGAUUUACUCCCAUCUAAUUAUACUCCGGCUGUUCCUCCAGAAAGAGCAUUUCCUACUACUGUAAUUGCUUCAGGACGAUCUUCAGCACCGAAAGCUGAUUUACCUGAACUACCAGUUUUUUUGAACAGAGAGAGGCAGCCGGAGAUAAAACCUGACAAACCAGAGGGAUUAGAUAUGAACGUUGAGCCAACCGAAGAAGAGGAUUUUGACAGUACAGUUAAUUCUCGAGUUUCACAGUCACCAGUGGUGAACCUUUCAACACUUUUGUGGCAAUCCCAGGUUCCAUUUGGUACUUCUGGAAGUGCAGCAGUACUAAAGUCACAGAAUAUUGCCGUAGCAAUGGACAUCGAUACGCCACAGAGUAACCAACACCUCGAGCACAAGUUGGACAAGGACACAAAGGGUUCUACUGGUAAUCGAAAUCCAACUUCAAGUUCGAGUUCACUUGCCAGGCAGUUUCGAUACCCACCUUCCUCAGGUUCCUCUCCAAAUGUUCAAUAUUCGCUUCCUCCAAAGCUUGGACCAGGUUACACUGAGCUUAGAGGUAGCAGGGGUCAAAAUGGAAGUGAAAAUUCCAAACAGAGUGGGGAUGCCUGAGGUGGUACAAGUGAUUCUUAUGUUGUAUAUAAGCCUAAGACGUGACACAUUAUUAGCUUCAUGAUCAAUUAAAUUUUUCCGUAAUUCGGUGCCAAAUCGAAGCACUACUUG
Molecule: messenger RNA, 1738 nt
Organism: Rosa rugosa (rugosa rose)
Lineage: Eukaryota; Viridiplantae; Streptophyta; Magnoliopsida; Rosales; Rosaceae
Product: plant-specific TFIIB-related protein 1
Exons: 3
Coding region: 89-1627 (512 amino acids)
Biological process (GO): DNA-templated transcription initiation; transcription preinitiation complex assembly
Cellular component (GO): transcription preinitiation complex; nucleus
Molecular function (GO): TBP-class protein binding
Source: RefSeq, a predicted model, not a curated record